Molecule: messenger RNA, 3119 nt
Organism: Drosophila bipectinata
Lineage: Eukaryota; Metazoa; Arthropoda; Insecta; Diptera; Drosophilidae
Gene: Rh7
Product: Rhodopsin 7
Biological process (GO): phototransduction; G protein-coupled receptor signaling pathway; cellular response to light stimulus
Cellular component (GO): plasma membrane
Molecular function (GO): G protein-coupled photoreceptor activity
Source: RefSeq, a predicted model, not a curated record
AAGAGCUAAUUGCAGCUAACCCGAUUGGCGGUGAGCAAACGGAAAAUGCUUCGUGACAGCGGUAACCACUAUCCGGCAGCACCACCGCUUCCCCUGGCAUCCUGGCCGCCAGCUCCUGCACCACUGAGGACAUCACCGAGCCCUGUGGUUGCGACACGCGCCGGCCUUGCCAAAUGCGGCAUUCGAGGCGCUUCCAAGUAAACAAGCGCAGUUUCCGCGUCCACCUGCCCGGCACGUCCUGGUACGACAUUUUCGGGGACUACCGACCACUACCAACCCGACAUGGAGGCCAUCAUCCUGUCGACGCUGCCCUCAUUAACGACCAAUGCUUCUGGCAGCAGCAGUUACUGGCUAACAGGAGCGCUCUCCCUGCCCGAGAUUCUGGCCAACUCGAGCGGGAGUCCAAAGACAUCUUCGGCGGAUACGGGCUCAGGGGCCAGCGAUAGUGAAAGGCAUUUCAACAUCUCCGCGGAGGCAAGCAAUUACAGCUACUACCCUGGCUACAUCCACUACCGCGACAAGUACGACCUGAGCUAUAUUGCAAAGGUCAACCCUUUUUGGUUGCAGUUCGAGCCGCCACGUACGAGCACCUUUUUGGUCAUGGCCGCCCUGUACUGCCUCAUCUCGGUGGUCGGCUGUGUGGGCAAUGCAUUCGUUAUCUUCAUGUUUGCCAACCGAAAGUCACUCCGCACUCCGGCCAACAUCCUGGUGAUGAACCUGGCCAUCUGCGACUUCCUGAUGCUCGUCAAGUGUCCGAUUGCCAUCUACAAUAACAUAAAGGAGGGCCCGGCUUUGGGAGACGUUGCCUGCCGCAUCUAUGGAUUCGUGGGCGGACUGAGUGGUACGUGUGCCAUCGGUACCCUCACCGCCAUAGCUCUGGACCGGUAUAACGUGGUGGUGCAUCCGCUGCAGCCACUCCGACGCUGCUCCCGCCUCCGCUCCUACCUGAUCAUCCUGCUGAUCUGGUGCUACAGCUUCCUGUUCGCCGUGAUGCCUGCCCUGGACAUCGGACUGUCGGUCUAUGUACCGGAGGGAUUCUUGACCACCUGCAGUUUCGACUACCUGAACAAGGAGACACCAGCCCGCAUCUUUAUGGCACUGUUCUUCGUGGCGGCCUACUGUUUCCCUCUGACGGCCAUCGUGUACUCCUACUUCUACAUCCUGAAGGUGGUCGUCUCGGCCGGGCGCAUCCAGUCGAACAAAGACAAGGCCAAGACGGAGCAGAAGCUGGCCUUCAUUGUGGCGGCCAUCAUCGGGCUGUGGUUCCUGGCCUGGUCUCCCUACGCCGUGGUGGCUAUGAUGGGGGUCUUUGGUCUGGAGAAGCACAUAACGCCGCUGGGCUCCAUGAUCCCGGCUCUGUUCUGUAAGACGGCCGCCUGCGUGGAUCCAUACUUAUACGCAGCUACCCAUCCCCGGUUUAGGGUCGAGGUGCGGAUGCUCUUCUAUGGGCGCGGGAUCCUCCGCCGCGUCUCCACCACCAGAUCCUCCUAUAUGACCCGCUCGCGGUCCUCUUUCACUCACCGCCUGCGCACCACCAGCGGCGAGGGGGCGGACGGCGGGUCGGGCCGGGAUCAUCGCAUGGAGACCUACCUGAUGAACAACAAUCUGAUGAUGGUCCCCGAGGAGACGGAGGAGAACGAAGAGAUCGUCGUCGUGGCCGAGAUCAAUAAUUCAGUGAGUAGUGCCAUCGAGCAGAGUAAGUUCUGAAGGGAAUUAUCAGUUAAUUAUGUUUAAGUAUAUAUAUAGUGAUUAUAUAGUUAAGAUCUUGGUGUCCCUAACAUAAUUGUUUGCUUUCCUGUCUUGAUAGUUUAUAAGAAAUAUUAUAUUUGUUCUUAUAAGUUAUUUUUUAUUCGGAAUAAUUUAUUCUUUUGUAUUCCUAGACUGUAGAAAAUAUUUAAAAGAAAAUCUUGGCUUUCUCAUAUCAUCGUUUUCGAAGCCAAAUUGAUUAUGUUUGUGGGGGAACCCGAAUUUAUUGUGUUGUCUAAUUGUUAACUCGAAUAAAGCUACUGGAGAGGGGUGGCCAUACAAAUAGGAUAUAGAAUGAACAGCUUAGGGCUGAAGGACACUCAAAGGACUUGGGGGAAAACCAAAAUAAUAAACAGAAAUGAAGCAGGGAAUUCCCUGGCCAGUGAUAUAUAGUAAACAUAUAAUGAGCUUACAGCACGAUUGAUGUGAGUGAGAGAGAGAGAAAGCAAUAGACAAACAGAGAAAGAGGGGGCUAGUGAGCCGGCCUAGGUCCGAAUUAGUACAAAGGAUGUGUGGAGGAGUGGCAGGAUCGAAAGGGCCAACGGGGUAAUUCGAUAGCAAACUAAUAAAUAAUUUCAGUCAGGACAAAUGAUGAAGGAUUAGGAUUUGCAUUUGGUUUGCAUUGUAGCUUGGUAUUGGGAAAUGCCUUUAUAUCGAAUGUUUUGCAAUGGCAGCGCUUAGACAAAUUAAGAUCCAUUCAAUGUACUCUAAAGAAAAACAGAAAUUAUUGUACCAAAUAUUAAGAUAAGCCAACGACUCUGAUAGAGUCAACGAGUACUUGUACCUGCGAGGAUAAUACGAGGGAGGAGCCAUCGAGUAUUCCAACUAAUUGUAAGUCGAAACAUAUAACGAAUUUAUACUCUUGUUGUAGAUGCAUCGUUUUUGUAAAUGUACAUACGUUUAAUGUCACUCGAAUCGGGGAAUAAUGGGACGGAGAACAAUGACAGCGGCAGAUGAAUGAGUCUUGGCCAGCAUUUUAAUUACCAGAAUACAAAAUUUAAGCCAUUGUUGGGACAAACUAAUAUAGACGUAUACAAGUAUAUAUAUUUCCUUGGCAGCGUCGUGCAAGAACAAUGGCCACUGCUGUUUGUAAUUGUGCUCAAAAUAAAAUUGCACAAAAAACUGUUGUUAGAAAAAAAAGCAGAACAAAAAUACCAGAUACAAGUGGACGACGACGCCGAGGAAAGGGAAAACCCAUUUAAUUAGCAUAUUUAAGAUGCACUUUGACAGAAAUUCUCUGUUCGCCUGCAUUGUGUGUGUUUCACUUAAGCAGCUUGUAUUCCAAUUAGUUUAACUCGGUAAUUGUUUGUGUUAUGCUAGUUUUUGUAAUGCAACCCCAGCCAUGCCAAAUAAAUGUGUGAAGUUGCAACAAA